AUGAAUGAGAUGGCGGCCGCCAACGACCAUUCUCCACAACAACAUGGAAAUGGAAGCAGUGGAAGUGGGGCCUCUACAAAUGGACCAAUUAGUUAUGCACAGACUGACAAGCUUGUCAAGUCUGCUGAGGAGAUUGAGACGAAGCGUCACUUUGGCAAUCAGUUCAAUGCACUCUUUAGGAAGAGUGCCACUUAUCAAUGGCGUCAAUAUCGUACCAAUGCUUGUCAGAUUGCAUUGCCACUACUUUUGAUUAUACUAUUAUUUGUACUACAACAGAUUGUAAACAACUUUAUCAAGGACCAACAAGGUACUACGCUCCCAGCUAGACUUCAUCAACCAACUGUCCAACCAGCACUCUACGAAACUAAUGAGACCAUUGUUGGAAACUGUUUUAAAUAUCCACCGGGAAUGUACAACCGCAGCGUCAUGUAUAUUGACGAAAGCAACAAUCCAAUCGUCUCCAACAUGAUGAACUUGGUACCACUCUAUGUCAACCAACAAAACAUCACCAUUCCACUCAUCUUUGCCAUGUCCUUUGUUGGUACCUUUGCCACAUAUUGCUCUGACACACCUAGUAUGGUGAUGCCAUUGUCCACCCAGAUUGGCGCAGCAACUUAUGAACAGUUCAAGGCUGAUACGUUCAAUAACUGGAAGACAAAGACUAUCAAUGGUGCCUACCACUUUGGCACAGUCGAUCAGAACAAACUCGAGGUGUCUCUACUUUACAACCGUUCCAUCUCAUUCGGUAAUGAGUUGGGUCUGCUCUACACUAUGGCCACACGUUCCUACCGUGCCCUGACCGGUCAGAACAUCACCCAAAUCAUCUUUGACGGUAUCCGUGACUUCCCAACCAAGCAAACCUCCUUCACCUUUGAUCUUAUCUCACUUAUUGGACCAACUCUAUAUAUCUUCAUCUUCCAGUUGAUCCUUCCAGUCGUUCUCAGACUUAUUCUUUAUGAGAAGGAGAACAAGCUUAGAGAGAUCAUGAAGAUGAUGGGUCUCGAAAUGAAGACAUACUGGCUCGUUACCUAUAUAUUCUCAUACUCCAUCUAUCUGUUUGCCAUGCUCUUGGUUUGGGCACUUGGCGCAAUAUUCAGAUUCAGAUACUUCACAAUCAAUAAUGGACUGCCGAUAUUCUUACUGAUAUUCUUCUGGGGGCAUCUCUUGGUCAGCUUUGCCUUCUUCGUCUCGGUGUUCUUUACAAAGACUGACACGGCAACAGUAGUUGGCUACAUCUGGGUCUUUGGCACUGGUAUCCUGGCAUCGAACGUCAUUGACAAUAUCCUCAAGAAUGACUCCACCCCCGCAGGCUCCGUGUUUGUCAUCUCCAUCUUCCCGCCCUUUGUCCUAUACCGCGGUCUGCUGGUCCUCGCCCGUGCCGUCGCCUACGACGGUCCAGGUGUCAAGAUCGCCACACUCAACGACCCCGGUAUCGAGAUGGGCAAUAUCUACGCCUUCAUGGUCGUCGAGACCAUCAUCUUCCUGGUGUUGGCCCUCUACCUUGAGGAGGUUCUGCCAUCUGACUAUGGUGUAAAGCGUCAUCCACUCUUCUUCCUCAAGCGCUCAUACUGGUCCGGCCGCAAGACCGAGCAGGAGCCCGUUGAGAUGUUGUCAGUGCGCGAGGGUGAGCCACAUGAUGUUGCCGAGGAGAGAAAGCGUGUCUUGGAGUCAAAGGAGCUUCUGGCACUCGAGGUGCUCGAUCUGAACAAGGUGUACCCUGCCCGCGAUGGCGCCAAGAAGAAGGUCGCCGUCAAGUCACUGGCUCUCGGAGUCGACCAAGGUAUUUGCUUUGGUUUCCUCGGACCAAACGGUGCCGGCAAGUCCACCACCAUCUCUUGCGUCAGCGGUCUGUUCCCACCAACCAGUGGCACAGCCAAGGUGUUUGGCAUGGACAUCCGUAACGAGAUCGACAACGUACACAUGAUCAUGGGAGUCUGUCCACAGGACAACGUGCUCUGGGACGAUCUGACUGGCGAGGAGCACUUGCUAUUCUACGGACGCAUCAAGAACAUGAAGGGCAAGCAGCUGAGUAAUGCAGUCUACGAGGGACUCAAGCAGGUGAACCUCCACGAGGAGACCUCCAAGAAGUCUGGCGAGUACAGUGGUGGCAUGCGUAGACGUCUGUCUGUCGCCUGCUCGCUCAUGGGCAACCCCAAGAUCGUGCUGUUGGACGAGCCAUCCACUGGACUCGACCCAGCUUCGCGUAAGCAGCUCUGGGACAUCAUCAACAACUACAAGCGCAAGUGUGCCAUGUUGCUCACGACCCACGCCAUGGAGGAGGCCGACGCCCUGUGCGACCGUCUCGGUCUGUUUGUUGGCGGUGAGCUCAAGUGCAUUGGUAGCAGCAGCGAGCUCAAGUCGCGCUUUGGCAAGGGCUACAAGGUGAUGAUGACCGUCGAGCUGGGCCACGAGACCGAGGCCCAGAAGUUCCUGUUUGAGCAGAUCCCACAGGCCAACCUGUUGAAUGCGCUGGCCGGUACAUUCAACUACGAGGUGCCAUCCAACUCGGUGGAGCUGUCAGUGUUGUUUGCCGCGUUCGAGCAGAACAAGGAGAGACUGCACAUCACCGACUGGGGCAUCAGUAAUUCCACGCUCGAGGAGGUCUUCAUCAAGAUCACCAUGGGCAAGCAGAAUGAGAAGGGAGAAGCAUCCUCCAGGGUGUUGUUGCUUGGGAUAUCCUUGCGCAAGGGUAUAUCCAUCUCUGCCCAUUCCAUCGUAUAA
Acytostelium subglobosum LB1 is the source of this 2721-nucleotide messenger RNA. RefSeq lists its product as hypothetical. Gene Ontology annotation, biological process: transmembrane transport; lipid transport. Gene Ontology annotation, cellular component: intracellular membrane-bounded organelle; membrane. The coding region runs from base 1 to 2721 and encodes 906 amino acids. Lineage: Eukaryota; Evosea; Eumycetozoa; Acytosteliales; Acytosteliaceae. Gene Ontology annotation, molecular function: ABC-type transporter activity; ATP hydrolysis activity; ATP binding. The record is from RefSeq and is a predicted model, not a curated record. The transcript is spliced from 7 exons.